This is a messenger RNA of Pterocles gutturalis (yellow-throated sandgrouse), 653 nucleotides long. RefSeq names its product steroidogenic factor 1-like. The annotation marks the transcript as partial. Gene Ontology annotation, cellular component: RNA polymerase II transcription regulator complex. NCBI's taxonomy places the organism in Eukaryota, Metazoa, Chordata, Aves, Pterocliformes, Pteroclidae. Gene Ontology annotation, molecular function: nuclear receptor activity; RNA polymerase II cis-regulatory region sequence-specific DNA binding. Gene Ontology annotation, biological process: hormone-mediated signaling pathway; tissue development; regulation of transcription by RNA polymerase II. The transcript has a single exon. The record is from RefSeq and is a predicted model, not a curated record.
CCGUUCGUGCCGACCGGAUGCGCGGAGGGAGGAACAAGUUUGGGCCCAUGUACAAGCGGGACCGUGCCUUAAAGCAGCAGAAGAAAGCUCUGAUCCGCGCCAACGGCUUCAAGCUGGAGACCGUGCCUCAGAUCAUGUCCCCGGUGCAGAACGACUACAGCCUGACCUCCACCAUCCACAGCAUCCACGCCAUGUCCAAGACCCUGCCGCCCAACCCCGCCGCCCUGACCCCCGUCGACUACGAGCGCAGCCCCUACGGGACCCCCUCCCUGGGAAUGACUGUCCCCAGCCACACGCCGCUCCCCACCUACCACUACCCCGCCUUCCCCAACCGCACCAUCAAGUCCGAGUACCCCGACCACUACACAACCGUGCACGAGUCCGUGCCUGCCUACGUGUACCCAGAGACCUACCCCAGCAGCUCCCCCCCAGAUAUCCCCGAGGUCAUCCUGAAGCUGCUGCAGCUGGAGCCCGACGAGGCGCAGGUGAAGGCGCGGAUUCUGGCCUGCCUGCAGCAGGAGCAAGGCAAAGGCCGGCACGAGAAGCUCAGCACCUUCGGCCUCAUGUGCAAGAUGGCCGACCAGACCCUCUUCUCCAUCGUGGAGUGGGCGCGGAGCUGCAUCUUCUUCAAGGAGCUGGAGGUGGGAGCCUGG